CCGCCGGAUCGUUUUCAGGGAAACACAAACGUCCGUGUCAUCAGCAGCGGAGGAUGUUGUUUACCUCAGAAUAAAAUACUUUCAUAUAAUACUUUUUUUUCCUUCAAAUGCUCUUUGUACCAAAUCAGCAGAGAAGCUCUGUCACCUCCACUAAGCUGACGCGUCACUAGCGGCUUGUUGUCGUCACCCGGAAGUCUCGGUGUGUGUUUGCAGUUCAGCUAGCAGCAUGGAUGCUAGCUGGGAAACGCUCACUAACAGCGAGGAGGAUUCAGACCCAGAUGUGGAGCUGGAAAUGGAUAAAAUGACGAUUUACGACUCCAUCCAUAAAGUUCAGGCGGUGCAGACGGACAGAACCACGACCGAGUCCGGCGUGAACACGGAGGCGGACUGGGAGAGUCAGACGGCCGCCGUGUUCCAGUACAGCUCCCAGCUGAAGGAGCGCUACGAGCAGCUGCAGAAGGAGCAGCAGGAGGAGGAGGAGGCGCAGGAAAGGCACAGAGCGCAGCUGAGGAAGAGGGUGGAGGAAGGCAGGCGGCAGCACCAGGCUCUGAUGGAGAAACUGGAAUCUCUGAGAGUGAAGCUGCAGCUCAACAACUCCAAGGCAACCAGGAAGAACUUUGAGAGCAAGAAACGGGAGCUGAUGUCAGAGAGGAGCCGAGCGGAGGAGGAGAGGAACCGACUGGCCCGGGAGCUGGAGGAGAACAACAGGAAGCUAGCGGCGCUCAGCGAGGAGCAGGGUGAAGAGCAGCGGCGCUGGAAGGAGGAGCUGCAGCAGCUGAGCAAAGAGAAGGAGCGGCUGAAGAAGGAGGCCCAAAAGGCCCAGCUUCAGGCCCUACGGGACGAGAUCACAGCCCUGGAGAAGCAGAGAGACGUGGCCAUGGCUCGGAUCGAGGCCUGGCUAACAGAGGUGGCUCAGUACCUGAACGUUCUGCGGGUUGAGUUCCCUCAGCAGUACCACCAGGAUAAGGGGAAGUGGGAGAAGAAGGAAGGUUUGGUCCGGAAGAACCAAGCGGAGCUGCAGAGCCGCUUCCAGGAGGUUCUGCAGCAGCUGCAGCAGGGUCGGGAGAUGGAGUCCCUCCCCCGGAUCAACGUACCAUCCCUGCCGGCGGUGCCCAUGGCGGACCUCCGCUUCAAUCAGGUCAUGCAGUCGGCGGCCCAGGCCCGGAUGGUGACGCCGCCCCUCCCCCACUUCUAUGCCCCGCGCCACAGACACCCCCUCCCCCGCCACCCCGGGUACCGCGGGCCCUUCCACCCCCCUCCUCCCCACAUGUUCUACCCGGCUCCACAUCUGCAGCAUCCGGCCCAUUUCCAGCCGCAGCAUCAGUACCACAGCCGGCCGCCGCCCAGGGCCACCCCCCCUCCCAGCCUGUCCCCGUCCCCCCCGGUGGUUCCCUCCCCCCCUCCUCCCGCCCCCUCGGCUCCAGAGAAGCUGGAGAAGAUCCUGGAGAAGCUGGGGGCGCGGUUCCCCCAGUGCAGCAAGCAGCAGCUGAUGGUUCUGCUGCAGCAGGUGAAGAGCUCCUGUGGGAAGCUGGCGGGCAUGUCCAUCGAGGACCUGUACGAGCAGAUCGCCUUCAAGCUGAGCCAGAACGAGCGCUUGGCACCGGGGCCCGCCGGCCGGCCCCCUCCGGGACCCAUCCAGCGUCCCGCGCCCCCCCAGCAGAGAGCCGCUCCACCGGAGACCCGGAAACUCUGCCUGAUGUGCCAGAAGUAUGUGGACCCGGAGAACCGGCACCCGCUGAGCUGCUCCCACACCAUCCACUCAGACUGCAUCCAGAUGUGGCUGCAGUCCAGCCAGAACAACUCCUGCCCCUUCUGCCCGGGGCAGUGACGCCCGCCGGCCCGCACCGGCUCAGACCUGUUCUGAUCAUGUUCCUGGGUUUGGGCUCAAAUCGCUCAGAACUGAUCGUUGUUUUUCUUUUUUUUUUUAUUAAAAAAACCGAACUCUUCAUCACUCUGAUCAACUCCUCCUCCUCCCAGUGUUAAAGGAGGCCCAGUCAGCAUCAGAAUCAGUCAGUCUGUUUGCAGGCUGCUUCCUGUUUACCGUCUGAACGCCAACUGUCUUCAUAGACCGACCCGAUUCACGGCCAGAACCAAAGGACCGGCUCGUCUGAAUGGAAACACGGAUCAGAACAGAACCGGUCCGAACAACUGCUGGAAGCUAGGAACUGUACCAAGAGAAGCCCGGUUCAGCUCGUCUCUGAAGGUCCGAUUCACCACCGCGCGUCUCCAGAUGCUUCAGAACUCCUUCCAGUCGGAUCCAAACCUUUCUUCAUUAUUUUAAGCUUUUCGUUUCAUUUCUGCCUGUAAUUGAUCAGUAUUUUUAAUAAAAGUGAUUCUGGGUCAGUAAUGA
This is a messenger RNA of Cyprinodon tularosa, 2350 nucleotides long. It is a transcript of the gene rnf214, whose product is annotated as ring finger protein 214. The record is from RefSeq and is a predicted model, not a curated record. The coding region runs from base 227 to 1828 and encodes 533 amino acids. Lineage: Eukaryota; Metazoa; Chordata; Actinopteri; Cyprinodontiformes; Cyprinodontidae. The transcript is spliced from 6 exons. Gene Ontology annotation, molecular function: ubiquitin-protein transferase activity.